Molecule: messenger RNA, 693 nt
Organism: Didymella exigua CBS 183.55
Lineage: Eukaryota; Fungi; Ascomycota; Dothideomycetes; Pleosporales; Didymellaceae
Product: glycoside hydrolase family 11 protein
Exons: 3
Coding region: 1-693 (230 amino acids)
Biological process (GO): xylan catabolic process
Molecular function (GO): hydrolase activity, hydrolyzing O-glycosyl compounds
Source: RefSeq, a predicted model, not a curated record
AUGGUCGCUUUUCCCACCAUCUUACUUGCCCUCGGCAGCGCCGUGACAGCGCUUGCUUCCCCGCUCAGCCUCAUCCUCGAGGCUCAAGCAGCAGAGGAGGGCAACCUGACCGCGCGCUCGACGCCCGCCGGACAAGGCACCAGCAACGGCUUCUUCUACUCUUUCUGGACCGACGGUCAGGGCUCCGUGACCUACAACAACGGCGCAGCCGGCCAGUACGACGUCACCUGGUCCAACGUCGGCAACUUCGUGGCAGGGAAAGGCUGGAACCCCGGCGCGCGCCGCACGGUGACAUACUCGGGGACCUGGAAUGCCGCAAGCGUGAACUCGUACGUGUCGCUGUACGGCUGGACGCGCGCGCCGCUGAUCGAAUACUACAUCGUCGAGUCCUACGGCUCGUACAACCCCAGCACGGGCGCGACCAAGAAGGGCACCGUCACCUCUGACGGCGGCACGUACGACAUCUACCAGACGACACGGACCAACCAGCCGAGCAUCGACGGCACGCAGACGUUCGAGCAGUUCUGGAGCGUGCGCCAGGUCAAGCGUGUGGGAGGCAGUAUUACGACGGGGAACCAUUUCGAUGCGUGGGCCAAAGUCGGGCAGACGCUGGGGACACAUAAUUAUCAGAUUCUUGCGACCGAGGGCUAUCAGAGUAGCGGGAGUGCGUCCAUUACGGUGAGUGGACCCUGA